AGGGUGUAUGGGCUCAAUGACAAAGUCUGUGUUACCUCUUUAAAACACACCAUCCUAAUCAAGAAAACGGACAUUGAUACUUUCUUCUCAAAGGACUCAAGAGUUCAAUUCCACGGAAACCUGAAUGGAAUAUUGGCUCGUUCGUGGUGGAGUUGUAAUGUUUUUGAAGCAAUAAAUAAUUUGCCUCCGUCCCGCAGCCAACAGUUUCAAGGCAGCCAGGAUACUGCCAUUGAGAAUUGUCCUACACACACACCCUCCUUCCUCCUCCUACGUGUGUGUGUGUGUGUGUGUGUGUUUGUGUGAGAGAAAGACAAAGAGAGAGAGAAAGACAAAGAGAGAGAGUGUGUGAUUCCUGGAAAGAGGAUGAGGGCCUCAGUGCUCCUAGUCCUGCUUCUGGCAAGUUUGUGUGCUGGGAGUUCACGCUUCGCUCGUGACACGACACAAGAUGGCCCCAACCAAGACCCCGCCAACCUCGCGCAGUCCAGCCCGGCCGUGGCCACGGGCAACGGCUCCAGCCCUGCCGCGGCGGCGGAGCGGCCCAUGGUUCCGCAUCCGCCCAUGUGCAUGAAGCAGACGGAGAUCAAGCAGGCGUUCAAGUACGUCAACACGGUGGUGUCCUGCAUCAUCUUUGUGGUGGGCAUCAUUGGGAACUCCACCCUGCUGCGGAUCAUCUACAAAAACAAGUGCAUGAGGAACGGGCCCAACGUGCUCAUUGGCUCCCUGGCCUUGGGGGACCUCCUCUACAUCCUCAUCGCUAUCCCCAUCAACGUCUUUAAGUUGCUGGCUGAGGACUGGCCUUUCGGCGUCUACAUUUGUAAACUGAUGCCCUUCAUUCAAAAAGCCUCAGUCGGAAUCACCGUUCUCAGCCUGUGUGCCCUGAGCAUAGACAGGUAUCACGCGGUGACGUCCUGGAGCCGGGUGAAGGGCAUGGGGGUGCCGCUAUGGAAGGCAGUGCAGGUGACACUGAUCUGGUUGGUGGCGGUGGCACUGGCGGUGCCAGAGGCGAUGGCCUUCGACAUGAUGGAGAUCUCUUACCGGGGGACCAAACUGCGCGUGUGCUUGUUUCCCCCCCACCAAACAGCACCGUUCAUGAAGUUCUACCAGGAUGUGAAGGACUGGUGGCUGUUCGGCUUCUACUUUUGCCUCCCGCUGGUGUGCACUGGCAUCUUCUACACCCUCAUGACCUGUGAGAUGCUACGACGUAAGAAGGGGAUGCGCAUCGCUCUGAACGACCACAUGAAACAGCGGCGUGAGGUGGCCAAAACCGUGUUUUGCCUGGUGGUGAUCUUUGCCCUCUGCUGGUUGCCGCUCCAUCUUAGUCGCAUCCUAAAGAAGACCAUCUACGAUCAGUCCGACCCAAACCGCUGUGAACUGCUUAGCUUCUUAUUGGUGUUGGACUACAUCGGUAUCAAUAUGGCCUCCCUCAACUCCUGCAUCAACCCUGUGGCGCUCUACUUUGUCAGCCAGAAGUUUAAAAACUGCUUCAAGUCAUGUCUGUGCUGCUGGUGCCAAAGGAAGUCCAGGAAUAUCUCUCCGACAGACGAGCGAGGAUCCGGGGUGCGCUGGAAAGGCUCGUGCCAUGGCAACGGCCUGGACCGAACCAGCUCGCGGUCAAGCCAAAAGUACAGCUCCACCUAAAGGAGCCAGCCGAGGAGCUUGGAGACAAGCGGCAGGACAAGUCCGCUUACGGUUCUCUUGUCCACCAUGCCCACCACUAUUCACUGUCACUGCACAGACUAAUGAGAGUGCCACUGACUUACUAUUACUCCUUCCUUAAUACCCGGAUAUGAAGCGCAAGUUCUACCAAGGAGGGAUACCCUCACAAGCAGGCAUGCAGAGUAAAGUCCUGGAACAAACCAGAGAGGAAACUAAACAGGUUGUGAUCCUGCUGGUCUGGCUGUUCGUCACUGAAAUGGAGUGUUUAUCCAUGUAGAAAAGAGAAAAAAAAGAAAAAUCUUAUAUAUUAAACCACAAAUAUGUAUAUUUUUUAAUCAUGUGGACUUUUUGAUUAACUUUUAUUUUUCAUUUAACGUUUAUUUUUUGUUUCUGUGGCACCCUGGGCUGUGCUCUCUGGAUGUUCACUCGCCUGGUUACAUGAUUUAAAAGGGGGCAGAGCAGUCGAGGACGAUGAAAAAUGCUGAAAAACGCUGAAAAACAUCCUCUCUGGGCAGGAGUUUAGGUGGGCCUAACUGUGGGACACAUUGAAAUUAUAUCAGGGAGGGUGGGUGG
Molecule: messenger RNA, 2229 nt
Organism: Sardina pilchardus (European sardine)
Lineage: Eukaryota; Metazoa; Chordata; Actinopteri; Clupeiformes; Clupeidae
Product: endothelin receptor type B-like
Exons: 8
Coding region: 364-1638 (424 amino acids)
Biological process (GO): enteric nervous system development; vasoconstriction; endothelin receptor signaling pathway
Cellular component (GO): plasma membrane
Molecular function (GO): endothelin receptor activity
Source: RefSeq, a predicted model, not a curated record